AUGCCGAAAAACAAGAGAAGGUCAGUGGAUAAAGAUGAAGAACGGCUGUUGAGAAAAAGGAGGAAGAUAGAAAAAGAAUUAGUAAAGAUUUCUCUAAAUAAACGAAAGAAACCAGCUGAUUAUUCAAGUAUACUACCUAUAGGUAAUACUUACGAGUCAUAUAGCUAUGAAUCAUCACCUAACUUAAAAUUACCAGAAGAAAAAUUACCUGAAAAUGUUAUACAGGUAGAGGCUGAAAUAAACCCACAUUAUUUAGAACUUCUUGGUAAAGAACCUGCGAACGAAGAUGACGAUUACGGCCAGGAAAUUAUACCAAAUUUGGCCUCUAGAUGGAGUAAUUAUAUAAGUCAGAGUAUAGAAAAAGAAACAAAGGCUGAGUUAUUAUCAAAAUAUAAAAUACCAAAAAACGUGGAACUAUUAAAAGGGCCUGAGUUAAAUCCCGAAAUCUCUUCUUGUUUAUCUGAAAGUAACAAGAAAAAGGAUAAAUUUUGCGAAAAGUUGCAAAACGAAAUUGCAAAAGCGCCAGUUCAAACAAUACAAGAAGAAGCAAGCGGACGAACCUCGAUUUCAGAGAAGGGAACAAAAAGAACGAAGGAAGGAACAAGGAUAUCAACGAAAUCGUCAACGGAAAUAGUGGCUGAACAAUUCACCAUUCUAUGGGUCCUAUUCUCCAUGAUAGUUUUGGGAAAUUCAGCAGUAUUAAUAGCGCUUCUUUUGAACAAAUCUAGAAAAUCGAGGAUGAACUUUUUCAUCAAACAUCUUGCACUAGCCGGGAAGAGAGCAAGGUUAUUGGUUAUACUAGCUUGGGCUUUGAGUGUAAUUUUCGCCCUACCAGCUGUCUACCUUUUUGAAGAAAGAUUUAUAGAUGGAGUUCCCCAGUGCUGGAUAGACCUGAAGGACUGGCAAUGGAAAGUCUACAUGACCCUGGUGUCCUUCGUGUUGUUUUUGGUGCCGGCCCUGGUAAUCAGCGCCUGCUACGCGGUCAUAGUGUGGACGAUCUGGUCCAAGAGCAAAAUUUUGAUACCCGUCGGACAUGGCCCGAUAAGACACAUGUUCGUAUUGUGCUGGAGUCCAUACAUAGUUUUCGAUCUUCUGCAAGUGUAUGGUUACAUACCGAAAACUCAAACGAACAUCGCCAUAGCCACCCUGAUCCAGAGCUUGGCCCCCCUGAAUUCCGCAGCCAAUCCCGUCAUUUAUUGCCUGUUCUCCACUCACGUAUGUCGUAACCUAAGAAAGCUGCCUCCGUUCAGGUGGAUGUCUAGGUGUGCGGCCCUGUGCUUCUCGGGCACCAGGGGCCCCCGGUCCCACUGCUUGGGCUACGGGCCCGGGGGCGGCUCCGGCACCGUCACCACCACCACCACAACGACGCACUCGAGCCGGCGGUCCGGAUCUGCGCAGAGUCUGCGGCACACGAUCCGCCUGCAGCCGGCCCUGCACAACAGCCACAAGGUGGCCAUUUCGGUGGUUUAG
Messenger RNA from Brassicogethes aeneus, 1470 nucleotides. The record is from the annotation of a GenBank genome assembly. NCBI's taxonomy places the organism in Eukaryota, Metazoa, Arthropoda, Insecta, Coleoptera, Nitidulidae.